AUGCGAAGGCUCAGCCUCGACAAGCCCGCCCUGAAUCAGAAACCCAGCACCAACGAGAAGCCUGGUGCGCCGACGCCAUACGGCGCUCUGCGGGUCACGUUUCCCAGGGCAGCCGACGAUUCCUUAACUCUCUCUGGAACCAAUAUCAAAGCGUCCAAAAGCGGUACCAAAAACCCAGACGAUGAAAAGCCGGUCCUAAGCGGCAAUCCCUACGAACACACUUACGAAGUCGACCGCUACACAUCACUACAUUCCCACUGUCCUCCUGCUCUCGGCCCAGGACAAUUGCAACUUUGGGCAAUCGUAGAUCCUGAAACGCUGGGCAGUGCCCUAUUCUCCAAGAAGGAUAAGGCCGCGUGGGCUUCGACCUACAUGAGCUUGCUGGCGACCACAACCAUAAAGCUCCUGUGGCGCGAGUUCGGUAUUCCGGUUUAUGCUGACGAGAGCGGCAACGUGAGGGUGGGGUAUAGCAUCCGUAUGAAAGCAACGUCAAAGAUCAUUGCCACCUCGUACGGUGAUGUUAAUAAGGCAGGCAUUACCAGUUUUGGGAUCAGCUUGCACGUUGGGGGUGUAUACGACCAUCAUAGCUCGGUUGACUACACCAGCAUCACGGAAAAGUUGAUGUCGGACCAGUCGCUCCCGGAGCCCGGACCUGCGCACACCCGCAUCAUGAACCUGCGUAGGUUCCCCGCCCGCACGGCGGACGACACCCAGGGCGAAAGCCUCACGAGGACUGAUCAAGUGCUGUAUGAGCGUACGGGCCUGUCGACCUGGCUGCCCCUCGGGAUGGACAACUUCCGCCUCGCAGUCUGCUGGUCGCAGGAGCUGUCCCGCCAGCUGGGGCUCGAGACCUCGCUCGUGCACCACAUGCCAAAAAACGAAUGGAGAACCACCGACGCGUCGAAACCGCGUAGAUCCUUCACGUUUAGACCAACGGUCGUGACAGAAUGGAAGGCAAGCACCAAGGCGCACAACGAGCGCAUGGACACAAAGUUCGCGGUCGAGAAGCAGCGGCUUGUGGAGGCGAGGGCGAAGGUCUGGAGAGAUAACAAGCUGGGGACUCUGGGAUACUUCAAAUUGAAGAAGCUCCCGCCGGAAAGCGAGAGGACUGAGCGCGGCGUCGGCUGGGAGUUGGUUAUGUUCAAAACCAUGAAGGCGUGGCAGAGGCAGACCCGUGGGCUGACUGAUAAGGUAUCUUGA
This is a messenger RNA of Anthostomella pinea, 1200 nucleotides long. The record is from the annotation of a GenBank genome assembly. Lineage: Eukaryota; Fungi; Ascomycota; Sordariomycetes; Xylariales; Xylariaceae.